AUGGGAGUUCAAGAUAAUAAUAAUAGUAAUAAUAAUGGUAGUUUACCAUUUGAUCCAUCUCGUCAAAAUAUGAUGAUGGAUCCAAAUCAACCAAUAAUUGUUCAUCUUCCAGUUGAACCAAUGAAAGAACAUCUUGUUGAUGUACAAUUUCUCUACAACCAAAUAAAAAUGAUGGAGUCUGCUAAAAUAGCUAGAACCCAAGAAAAAAUUAACAAAGAUCGUAUAAAUGCCAUUCUAAUAUUUUGUUUUGGACUUAUAGCAUUCCCAUUAUGGGCUGGAGGAUUUGCUUUUCUUAGAUCACCAUCAAAAGAAGCUCGUUCUCUUGGUGUUGCUGCCUUGUCAAUGUUUGGAAUUGCAUGUUUAAGAAACUAG
Molecule: messenger RNA, 372 nt
Organism: Cavenderia fasciculata
Lineage: Eukaryota; Evosea; Eumycetozoa; Acytosteliales; Cavenderiaceae
Exons: 3
Coding region: 1-372 (123 amino acids)
Source: RefSeq, a predicted model, not a curated record